AUGUUCUCGGCAGGCCUCAGAAGAGUCCUUCCUGUUAGGAGCCCUGUUUCGCUCAGAACGUCUAUAAAAGGACGUCUCCCGCUCUCCGUCAGAUUCCAAUCCACAGCAGAACCUCUCAGAACUAGAGUAGCCACCACCAUCGACAGAGAGUUGCCCGACCCACUCAAACCGCAGCGUGAGAACCGUCGUUAUUUUGUCAUCUACGCGGUCGGUGUUGUGGUCAGUUGCGCCAUCAUCUUCAACUACGAGAAAACCGGAUCUCCAAUCAUCAACUCGCUCAUGUACUGUUUGAGACGGUCAGAGGUGGCCAAAAGCAGUUUGGGUGACAAUAUCGGCUAUGCUUCGGAGUGGCCGUGGAUAUGGGGUCCUUUGAACACUGUUCAGGGCCGCAUCGACAUCCAGUAUAAGGUCAAGGGUGAUAAGCAGGGAGCCACUGUGCACCUUAAAGCUUCUCGAGUGUCUGCGAUUUUACCAUUUGAGGUGGAACAUCUUUAUCUUGAGUAUGCAGAUGGUCUGACUGCAGAUCUUCUCAAGGAUAAGUCGAUUGACUUUGAGUUCUAG
Molecule: messenger RNA, 561 nt
Organism: Australozyma saopauloensis
Lineage: Eukaryota; Fungi; Ascomycota; Pichiomycetes; Serinales; Metschnikowiaceae
Exons: 1
Coding region: 1-561 (186 amino acids)
Biological process (GO): mitochondrial respiratory chain complex IV assembly
Cellular component (GO): mitochondrial inner membrane
Source: RefSeq, a predicted model, not a curated record